UUUACCGGGGACAUGUCGAGAAGGAACGAAAAGGAGGUUCUUCAGACUCUAAACGACCGGUUCGCGGGCUACAUUGACAAGGUGCGAAACCUCGAGAUGCACAACAGGAACCUGGAGGCAGAAGCGGCAGAGCUGAGGCAGAACCAGGCUGGACGCGCGUCUGUUGGAGAGCAUUACGAUCGCGAGCUGGGUGACCUGAGGAGUCUGGUGCAGCAGCUGACCGGAGAGAAAGCUUGUGCGGUGCUGGAGCACGAGCAUCUGGAAGAGGACAUCCAAAACAUGCAGGCUAAAUUGGAGGACGAGGCACACACCCGCGAGGAGAUGGUGGCUACAAUGCGGGCAAUGAAGAAGUAUGUGGAUGAGUGCGGUCAUGCCCGGCUCGAUCUGGACAAGAAGCUUUGCACACUACAAGAAGAGGCCGCCUUCCUGAAGAAGAACCACAACGGGGAGAUUGCGGAACUUCUCGCACAAAUCCAGGGCGCCCAGGUGAACUUCGAGGUUCGAGACACUCUCAAAGCAGACGUCACGAGCGCACUGAGGGAGAUUCGCGCGCAGCUGGACGGACACGCAACAAAGAGCGCAACGCAAGCUGAAGAAUGGUUCAAAGUGCGCAUGCUGCGUCUGUCGGAGGCGGCGCACGACAACACCGAGGCGAUCCGCGGCGCCCAGGAGGAGAUCUCCGAGUACCGGCGCCAGCUGCAGAGCCGCACCAUCGAGCUGGAAACCCUGCGAGGAACCAAGGAGUCUCUGGAGAGGCAGCACAUGGACAACGAGGACAGACACAACGGAGAUCUCAACUCCAUGCAGGAGACUAUCCACCAGCUGAGCAAUGAGUUGAAGAGCACCAAGUGGGAGAUGGCCAGCCAGCUGAGGGGGUACCAGGAGCUGCUCAACGUGAAAAUGGCUCUGGACAUCGAGAUCGCUACCUAUAGGAAGCUGCUGGAAGGCGAGGAAACACGUUUUGUUUCGGGGAUGGGGCCGUACUCCUACCUGAUGCUGAAAGGAAAAGAGAUGUCCGACACGGUUAUCCUGGAGGAGCUGACCGACGAGACUCAGGUGACGGAAGAUGCAGAAGAGGGGGAUGACGAGAGAGAGGCAGGAGAGGACAUGGAAGAGAAGGAGGGAGAAAAGGACGAAGGAGGUGAUGAAGAGGGCGACGAGACCAAAGCAGAAGGAGAGUUUGAGGAAGGGGGUGACGAGACCAAAGAGGAGCAGGCCGAGGGAGCUGAAGAGGAGGAAGAGGGAGGUAACGAGGUGAAGGAAGAGGACAACAAGUCAAAGUCGCCUGAGAAGGCGGCCUCACCUCCAUCCAAGUCACCCCCCAAGUCUCCAGCAGUCAAAUCCCCAGAAUCCAAGUCACCUCCAUCCAAAUCACCUAUGCCAAAAUCACCUGCCAAGUCUCCAGCAGUCAAAUCACGAGUGGACGAGAGGUCAAAAUCCACAGAAUCCAAGUCCCCGGCUGUCAAAUCGCCCAAGUCCGAAUAUUCAGAGCCCAAGACCCCCAAGCUCAAGUCCCCUAUUGCCAGCACUCCAGAGCCCAAGACACCAGAGCUCAAGUCCCCUGUCACCAAAACUCCAGAGCCCAAGACCCCCGAGCUCAAGUCCCCUGUCGCCAAAACUCCAGAGCCCAAGACCCCCGAGCUCAAGUCCCCUAUCGCCAAAACUCCAGAGCCCAAGACCCCCGAGCUCAAGUCCCCUAUUGCCAAAACUCCAGAGCCCAAGACCCCCGAGCUCAAAUCCCCUGUCGCCAAAACUCCAGAACCCAAGACCCCCGAGCUCAAGUCCCCUGUCGCCAAAACUCCAGAGCCCAAGACCCCCGAACUCAAGUCCCCUGUCGCCAAAACUCCAGAGCCCAAGACGCCAGAGCUCAAGUCCCCUGUCGCCAACACUCCAGAGCCCAAGACCCCCGAGCUCAAGUCCCCUGUCACCAAAUCUCCCCAGCCCAAGACCCCCGAGCCCAAGUCCACCAUUUCCAAAACUCCAGAAACCAAGACCCCUGAGGCCAAGUCCCCCGUUGCCAAAACUCCAGAGCCCAGGACCCCCGAGCCCAAGUCCCCCACUGCCAAAUCUCGCCGGCCCAUGACCCCUGAGGCCAAGUCCCCUGCUGCCAAAUCUCCCCAGCCCAAGACCCCCGAGCUCAAGUCCCCCGACGCCAAAAGUCCAGAACCCAAGACCACGGAGCCCAAGUCCGCCGCCGCCAAAUCUCCCCAGCCCAAGACCCCCGAGCUCAAGUCCCCCGUCGCCAAAACUCCAGAGCCCAAGACCACGGAGCCCAAAUCCCCCAUCACCAAAACUCCAGAGCCCAAGACCCCCGAGCUCAAGUCCCCUGUCGCCAAAACUCCAGAGCCCAAGACACCAGAGCUCAAGUCCCCUGUCGCCAAAACUCCAGAACCCAAGACCCCCGAGCUCAAGUCCCCUGUCGCCAAAACUCCAGAACCCAAGACCCCCGAGCUCAAGUCCCCUGUCGCCAAAACUCCAGAGCCCAAGACACCAGAGCUCAAGUCCCCUGUCGCCAAAACUCCAGAGCCCAAGACCACGGAGCCCAAAUCCCCCAUCACCAAAACUCCAGAGCCCAGGACCCCCGAGCCCAAGUCCACCAUUUCCAAAACUCCAGAAACCAAGACCCCUGAGGCCAAGUCCCCCGUUGCCAAAACUCCAGAGCCCAGGACCCCCGAGCCCAAGUCCCCCACUGCCAAAUCUCGCCGGCCCAUGACCCCUGAGGCCAAGUCCCCCGCUGCCAAAUCUCCACAGCCCAAGACCCCCGAGCUCAAGUCCCCCGUCGCCAAAAGUCCAGAGACCAAGACCACAGAGUCCAAAUCCCCCAUCACCAAAACUCCAGAGCCCAAGACCCCCGAGCUCAAGUCCCCCACCGCCAAAUCUCCCCAGCCCAAGACCCCCGAGCCCAAGUCCACCAUUUCCAAAACUCCAGAAACCAAGACCCCUGAGGCCAAGUCCCCCGUCGCCAAAACUCCAGAACCCAAGACCCCCGAGCCCAAGUUCCCCGCCACCAAAUCUCCCCAGCCCAAGACCCCCGAGCUCCAGUCCCCCGCUGCCAAAUCUCCCCAGCCCAAGACCCCUGAGCCCAAGUCCCCCGCUGCCAAAUCCCCCCAGCCCAAGACCCCCGAGCUCAAGUCCCCCGUCGCCAAAACUCCAGAGCCAAGGACCCCCGAGCCCAAGUCCCUUGCCGCAAAAUCUCUCGAGCCCAAGUCCCCCGUCGGCAAAACUCCAGAAUCCAAAACCCCCGAGGCCAAGUCCCCGGUCGCCAAAACUCCAGAAACCAAGACCCCGGAGCCCAAAUCCCCCGUAGCCAAAACUCCAGAGCCAAAGACCCCCGAGCUCAAGUCCCCCACCGCCAAAUCUACCCAGCCCAAGACCCCCGAACCCAAGUCCCCCAUCGUCAAAACUCCGGAACCCAAGACCCCAGAGCCCAAAUCCCCAGUCGCCAAAACUCCAGAGCCCAAGACCCCCGAGCCCAAGUCCCCCGUCGCCAAAACUCCAGAGCCCAAGACCCCGGAGCUCAAGUCCCCUGUCGCCAAAUCUCCCCAGCUCAAGCCGCUGGAGCUCAAGACAACCGAGCCCAAGACCCCCGAGCCCCAGUCCUCUGCUACAAAAUCCCCCCAGCCCAAGACCCCCGAGCCCAAGUCCCCCAAGCCCAAGUCCCCCGUCACCAAAGACCCACCAAAGGAGGAGAAGAAAGAGCAAGUGAAGGAUGAGGAGAAAGAGAAGCAGGAACCUAAGAGCAAGGUCGAGGACACGGCCGACAAACCGAAUGCGAAAAAGGAGAAGAAGCCAGAGGAGAGCCCCAAGAAGGCCGAGACCCCCAAACCGGCCAAGCCCGAAGAGGACAAUCCCAGCCCCAAGUCCCCGACCAAGAAAGAAGAGGAAAAAUCUGCUCCUCCGAAAACAGACGAGCCCCAGGCCGAGGUGAAGCCCACCCCUAAAGCGUCCACACCCGAGAAGGCAGAGAGCAAGAAAGAGCAGAAGAAACCCGAGGGCAAGAAAGAGGAGAAGAAGCUGUCCCCCAAGCAGUAA
Molecule: messenger RNA, 4032 nt
Organism: Hypomesus transpacificus
Lineage: Eukaryota; Metazoa; Chordata; Actinopteri; Osmeriformes; Osmeridae
Product: neurofilament heavy polypeptide-like
Exons: 4
Coding region: 13-4032 (1339 amino acids)
Biological process (GO): neurofilament bundle assembly
Cellular component (GO): cytoplasm; postsynaptic intermediate filament cytoskeleton; intermediate filament
Molecular function (GO): structural constituent of cytoskeleton
Source: RefSeq, a predicted model, not a curated record